ACCUCAUCACUUCAGGGUCCGACAUGUGAGGAAAGUGUACGUGGAUGCGACUCUGAGCCGUGUCGAAAUGGUGGACGUUGUCAGAACAUUCCCGGUGGAUUUCAAUGCUACUGUUCGCCGGAAUAUGGAGGCGAAACUUGCGACAAGGCUGUCAAGUGUCUUGUGGACGGUAGCUAUUGUCUUAAUGGUGGUCGGUGUGUUCGUGGAUUGUCGACAAACCAUUGCGAAUGUGCUGGCAAUUUCACUGGUACUCAUUGUGAACGCAGUACUGUCGUCCCGCUUCAGGAACCUUGCGAUUUGAAUCCAUGUCUGAAUGGAGGUACUUGCCACGUUGACGAUAAUAUCGCCAUAUGUGAAUGUCCGGUAGGGUUCGCAGGAGAGAACUGUUCGGAGCAGCAGGCAACAACCUCGUCAUCAUGUACGACCAAUCCAUGCCAGAAUGGUGGUAGUUGUCAAGCUGUGGGAGAUCCGCUAGAAGAUGGAUUUCUGUGCAGCUGUCCGAUUGGAUUCGAGGGGAACCUAUGCGAACAAGUGGCCUCCGAAUGGCAAUCUUCCGUUGAAGAGGUCACCCUACUGUCAACUGGUCCAAUGAGUUCCGACGUUGUGCCGACGACGACUACCUCGACUACCUCGACUACAUCGACAUCGACUACCUCAACUACAUCGACUACUCAACUACAUCAACUAUCACAGAUUGGCUGUGAUAUGUGCGUUCACUCGGACAGAUGCGUUGAGUCACCUUCGGGAGCGCUGUGUGUCUGCCAUGCAGGAUACCAGGGGAAUCGCUGCGACCAACCAGGAGAGCCGUGUGAUUUGGUGUCCUGUAUUCGUCCGCUGGUAUGUCAGCCUCUUAUCGCAGUCAGCGGAACUCGCACCACGUGCAAAUGCCCUAUAGGAUGGACUGGUCCCAAGUGUCUGCAAAACACUGCCGUGUCAUUCGACGAAAGCAGCUUAUUUAUUCAUCAAAGUCCUAGCGUUAUGAUUGGGUCCUCUUCCGGUCCUUUGCCGUACUCCUUAUCGUUUGCCAUGCGGACUACUGCUCCUACAGUGCACGUUGCAUCUGGGGAGAAUAUUUUUGGCCAGCAAUUGUUUUCUAUUGGUCUAAGCGAAGGACAAUUAGUGGUUACCGUUCAUGGAACUACUUUCAAUAAACUCAUCCCCUUCGUCAUUAACGAUGGUGCUUGGUAUGCCGUAAAACUAGAGAAAAGUGAUCAGGAUGUGCUUAUCUCUGUAAAUAAUGAAGCUGGUUAUCAAUUACUGUCACGUUCAUUGCCUCGUAUGACAUCAUUCGAUGUGUUUGCUACUCGUGUUGGAAAAAUUGGCGAUUCUGAAUACUUUGUGGGCUGUUUGGCGGAUUUCAGCCUUGACGAAGGCAACGCUAUUAACCUCGCCAUGUCCAGUAGAGGCACUGGUAUCACGCAAGGGUGUAAGCAUGAAGUGCAAUGCUCAAAAAAUCCAUGUCUCAAUGGAGGCUCAUGUCUUGAUUUCUGGACACAUUCCUCAUGCAUAUGUCCUCCACCAUUUCUUCCACCGUUGUGCAUGAAUUCGCUUCCGCCAAGCACAUUUGGCCAUCUCAACCAGACUUCAUUCGCCGAAAUAACCAUCCCUUCAGAGAUGUCACAAAGUCUACGGUUUUCCACUGCGAUCCAAAUGAUACUGAGAUCGAAUCAACCGAAUGGCACAGUGUUGUUUCUUGGAGAGACAGGCGACGAUUUGGCUACGUUUAUAUCCAUUUCAUUGGUUGACGGACACGUCGUUGUUCGCUCUCGCGCUGGUAGUAAAACUGUCCACGAGUUGAAGUCGCAUAGGGUGGUGACCGAUAACAAGGACCAUAUUAUACGGGUGCGACGUCAGAGGCGACAAGUAAAGCUGGAAAUUGAUGAAGUCCUCGAUUCGGAAGGGACUAUACCAUCACGAUUUGAUCAUCCAUUAUUCGCUGAGAGGCUUCAGCUGGGCAGCGGACGAAACGUAACAGAUGACGCUUUCACAAACGACAACACUUUCAAAGGAUCUCUGCAAGACAUACGAAUCAACGAGAAGUCGGCUGUUCUCCAUGAGCCCACUACGUUCGCUGUUGAACGGCUCGGCGAUGUUGCGGAUCUUGAAAAUGUACUUGAGGGCACAAUUUCUGAUGAUAUCUGUGGCAUGGCUGAUCAAUGUGUUCAUGGAUCAUGCCAAAACACAUUCAAUGACUUCGAGUGCCGUUGUCAGAAAGGCUAUUUCGGUAGAAGAUGUGAGCGUAAGGACCACUGCAUGGAUUCUCCUUGUCCAGCCGGAGGAACGUGCGACAAUGUUGGCAACGGAUAUAUAUGCACAUCACCAGUGACUUUGAAGACAGUUAGCACAGCUUCUUUCAAGAUGUCUGAACCUAUCGAAACGAGCUCCGUUGUGAAACUCUCUAUAAGAACCCAUUCUGAGAACGGACGCAUUUUGACUUUGAAGUCAGAAGAAGGUUCCUUCACGUUGUCACUGACAAAUGGACAGCCCGUUGUCAUCGGUGUAGUCCCCGUGCCCAUUCGAAAGACAAUCGCUGAUGGACAAUGGCAUAAACUCGAGCUUAAUGAGAAUGUUCUCUAUGUGGAUUCAGCAAGCUACGGUCUGCCCGAAAUGGCCCAACUACCUUCUCGAAUUCGUUCAGUCAUGUUGGAGUUCGGAGCUGUUGACGAACCUUCUUUUGAUGGUUGCCUCAAGGACAUUACGAUCGGAGAACUUCCACGUCUAUCUUUUUAUAAGGGCGAUGAAUUUGGUCAUCCUAGCAAUGUUACUUUCUGGAUGAUUGAUAAGCGUGUCAAGGUGGCCACGUCAUGCCUGUCAUCACAACAGUGUGGGGAGGCUUCACCCUGUAUUCGAGGUGAAUGUCAUGACUUGUGGAACGCCUACGCAUGUGAAUGCCCACAUGGAUUCGAAGGGACACAUUGUGAGGUAAAAAGGGACGAGUGUGCAAAAACUGAAUGCGGGAGAGGGCAGUGCGUCAAUGGAAUCGAAGGACCCAGGUGUCAUUGUGACCUUGGGUUUACUGGACAGACUUGUGACGUUGAGAUGGACUUGUGCUCCUUGAUCCCUUGUAAGAAUGCUGGUCUAUGCACUAGCUCCAACGGAAACUACACUUGUGAAUGCAAAUCAGGAUGGACCGGCAAGUCCUGCGACAUUCGGGACCAAUCGGUGUGCUCUGACAAAGCCUGUAACAACGGUGGCACCUGCGAAACUGAUGACGGCGGUGGAAUAAAAUGCAUUUGCAAGGCCGGAUUCUUUGGUAGAUUCUGUGAAGAGCGCAUAGAUCCCUGUGCAGGGAGACCAUGCGACCAUGGUUACUGUAAACCAUCAGAUUCAGCCGACUUUGAGUGCGAAUGCGAAGAAGGUUAUACUGGUAAAACCUGCUCGGUGCUCUCCGAUAUGUGCACGACAUCCUCAUGUAGUGGUCGAGGACGUUGCGCACCUGUAUGGAAUGCGACAAUGUGCACAUGUGACAAGCGUUGGAAAGGAGCCGCCUGUACUCAUCUUGUUGAUGAAUGUUUGUCGAUUCCUUGCGAGAACGAUGGCACCUGUGAGACAACCGAGGAAGGUUUCAAAUGUCAUUGUAGGAAAUAUUAUCUAGGUGACCGCUGUGAACUGCAAGGUACUUGUCUUACACAUCCGUGUGAAAGAGGUGAAUGCAUCCAGCUUUCAUAUGAUAGUCACUCCUGCAGUUGUCCUAAAGGCUACGAGGGAACGAGAUGCGAG
Molecule: messenger RNA, 3720 nt
Organism: Cooperia oncophora
Lineage: Eukaryota; Metazoa; Nematoda; Chromadorea; Rhabditida; Trichostrongylidae
Source: the annotation of a GenBank genome assembly